UGUGAAUUCAAUGGGGAAAAAUGCUGCUACCACUUCUCUCAAACUGGCUCCUAUCCCUGUUUUUUUCUGUUUGCCGUAGGUGAACUGCUCCUGCUUUCAGGCGUGAUUGUUCUACUCCAGGUGGCACACAGCUGCCCAGACAAGUGCCACUGUCACACAUCCUCAGACUUUGUAGACUGCAGUCAGCAGGAUCUGGCUGAAAUCCCUUCAGAUUUACCUCCUCAGACUCGAACGCUUCACUUACAAGACAACCAGAUACAUCAGCUUCCUGCUUUUGCAUUUAGGUCAGUGCCAUGGCUCAUGACCUUAAACUUGUCCAACAACUCCCUUUCGAGUCUGGCCCCUCAAGCUUUCGAUGGACUUCAGCACUUGCAGGUUUUAAAUUUAAGCCAGAAUGCUUUGCCUUCCCUGGAAAGCAGACUUUUCCAUUCCCUCUCCCAGCUGAGGGAGCUUGAUUUAUCAUCAAACAACAUAAGCCACCUUCCCACAUCCCUGGGCAAGCCUUGGGAGAACCUAACCAUAUUUGCAGUUCAGCAAAAUCAGCUUCAACAGCUUGAUGGAGCUCUCCUAGAAUCCAUGCCCCGUGUGAGGCUUUUAUUUCUCAAGGACAAUCUCUGGAAAUGCAAUUGCCACUUGCGUGGUCUUAAACUCUGGCUGGAGAAAUUUAUCUAUAAAGGGGGAAUAACGGACAGCGUCAUCUGUAGGUCGCCGGACACCUGGAAGGGAAAGGACCUCCUCAAAAUCCCCCAUGAGCUGUACCGGCCCUGCCCUCCUCCUGCGCCCGACGCCGGGUCCCCGCACACUCAGCAGCCCAGCUCUGCCCACGGGGUGGUCCCGAGGUCGCCCGAGAACCACAGCUCAGGGGGACGAGACCCCCUGGGGUGUGAGUUCAAGCCCAAGCCGAGGCCGGCGAACCUCCGUCACGCCAUCGGCACCGUCAUCAUCACUGGGGUUGCAUGCGGGGUCCUGUGUCUCAUGAUGCUGGCGGCUGCCGUCUACGGCUGCACCUACGCGGCCAUCACAGCCCAGUGCCCCGGGCGCAGCGCCGCCCGCGCCGGUGAGCCUGGGAAGACAGACAGAAAAGAGCUCUGCGACGGCUCGCCAGCCUGAGAGCUUUCACCUCAAGUAGAAUCGAUCACUAUAGGCCAGAAAGGGUCUGAGUAGGGCUGAUGUGUUUGCUGUUACUGUCACAUUUGCUUUUCCAAAAGAAAAAAGAAGAAAAGACAUGUCUGUAAAAAAAUACUCCUGGGAAUAAAUUUAUGUUGAGAUUUUUAAGAUAUCAUGGAUGAAAUAGAGACGAUACCUGUGCUCUGGGCCUGAGGAGUUGCUGCGAUGAUUCUCUGUAGGUGAAGACCACACUCAGAGACGGGAGAGAUACCUCCUCUUUCAGGUAGUCUUCCCUGGAUUAAGUUGCUUUCACAGAGCAACGGAGAUUCAAACGCACACGCCAGUCAGCAUUCCUGGGAGCUGUACGGUCCACUGGAAAGCUGCCCAAUUUUGAGUGCCUGGGAAGAGGCUGGUGAUCUCACCCGAGGGGCACUGAAUGCCUCUCUAAUUCAAGUCCAUGCUAGAUCGGUGAUACUUCUAGAUGUUGUGUAUGUUAUAUAUUUAAUGGGAGCAUCUGUUGGUUGGGGAUUUUGUUGCUUGCCACAAGAGUCAGAUUAUAUUUAAUUUUCUAAAUCAGAAAACCAUUUGGGGCUUUCUGAGCCGCAGAGGAAGAGGAGGGUUCCAUGUCUGGAUAAUGGGAUUCAGGCCCAGAGUCUGGGGAAGUUUUCUGAUACAAGGGUAAAUAACACAUAAACAAACACAAAGAGGAUGGGGAGCCGGAAUUCGGGGCAGAUAUUACCAAAAGGCCAUAUCCACCGAGGGAUUGGAAACUUCCAUUUAUAACUCUCACAGCAGGAACGAAUUUAGGCUGGGCUAAGAGCAAGAUAAUGACUUUUGUGUAUCUAUAUCUACAGACACAGCGCACAGAGUGCGUAGACUUGUACAACCACACCCACACAUAAACAUCCUUGGAGCAAUCAGUUCACCCACUAAUGAAACGCAGCCGUGUCAGGGUGCAAGCCAGCAGCUGCUGACCACCACCCAGAUUGUCUACUCAACACUCUGGGAUAGGAAGAAAGAAGAAGGAAGACCAAAGAGAGCGGGAAUUACCCAGAGACUCGAGAUAGGUGGUGGCAGCCAUCCUGAACAUUAUUUAGGCCGUGGUUUAAAAAAAAUCAGGUGUGGCUGGCUUUACUCCACAGACAUGGUCUUAAAGAGUUGCAUGCAAAGUGAAUUUUUGUAAAUUGAAUCAUCAUUUUAAUGCAGUAGGGGAGCUGGCUAUUUAAAGGAACCUUUCAUGGAAUCUUUCUGUAAUGAAAAUAAUUGGAUCCAGAUUUAUGCAUUUUGUAAAUUGGCAUUUUCUCAUACUAGGUUUUCUUAAAGUAGAAUCUACCUGUUCUCUCUUAUAUGCCCCACCUCAUACUUAGUCACCUGUUAGUAUUAAAAUCAUUUUACAGAGGAGGAGAACACAGAAGAGUUAUGGACAUAUUAAAAACACAGCAUGGCAAAUAUAGGGCAAGCUGUCCAUCCAGAGGCCAUGACAGACAUCGCUAAUCAAUCCCAGCACUCCUCCCAGCUGAGCAACACAGAUGCCUUCUUAAGAGAACACUGUAGGCAACCAGAACUAAUCAAUUGGAGUUGGUUCAAAGGAUAAAGCACAUUUGCCAUUCAGGAUACUGGCUCUAUAUACACUUCUUCAGGCCAUGUAAAAAGUGGUUUGGAUCCUAAAUCAGUAGUCCAUUCUCUAACUAGAAUGUGAAUGGAAAGUUCACGUAUAUCGGACAGAUGCAACCUAAGCCUUGCCCCACAGUGUAGAGAGGCCAUAGGGAAACAGACAGAUGAACCGCUCACACCCUACUGUGCAGGGCUCACCCCAAUGCACCUCCAGUCACCACAGAGGCAGUCUACACCUGCCCACAGUGCUUCACAAUUAGCGUGGGCUCCACACACCCACAGGCUCAAGGUGGUCCACCGUUUUGGAGCAGCAAUUUUACUAGAUUUUUCUGGGGUGGGGAGAAGUUUAAAUUUUGAUGGUAAGUUUUUUUCUGAAUAUUAAAAUAAACCCCAACACAUUACAGUGCAGACCAUGAGGAGACCCGGGGAAAGCCUGCCGCUGCAUCGGCUCUGUCCAGGCCUUGGCACCCCCCGUUGCUCUGUCCCCUGGGCCACUCCAGUGGGCAAGGCUGAGCAUCCUGCUGUAAGGGCAAAGCAAUGACUUUCCUGGUGAAAAGAACAUCUUUCCUUCCAUUGCCCUGGACUGAGAAUUCUUGGCCCAAAAUGCAACAUGAGAAAGAAGAUCUAGAUCUUUUUAUACCUCACACCAAUUUCACCAAAUGUUUCCUGAGCCUGCACGGUGUGCCAGGAAUGGUGCAUGGUGUCCUCGUGAGCAUUCACCGUGUGGCCUGACACCGUCCGCGCGGGAUGCUUGAGUAGGUAUCACGUUAGCUGGGAACGACUGAGGCCAAGAACGUGUGCUUCCUGGCUGUGGUGAUUUAAGACUGCAAGUGCACUGUGUCCUGCCUGAGGUUUGGUGACAGUGGAGGUCAACCCUGUCCCCCUGCCCACAGGGAUUACAUGAGAAAGUUUCCAAUACACCACAGAAAAGAAACCCUGAACACGACUAGAAUCCUCGCGGGUCAACACCCAUGUCCUCUUAGAUUUCUAAGCACAGAUGAUAACUCAGACAAUACACUUCCUACUUUAUGGGUAGUCUUUAAGGAAAAUGAUUAAAAUGAUGCAUCCGUAUAUUCAGAUUUCUAUUUGUUGCCUACAGUCACCACAAACAGCAGUUGGCACUGAAAAUAAUUACUUAGCCUGAAAUGUCAAAAGCUUCUCAGCACAGAAAAAUACAUAAAUCAAAUUGUUUAGAUUAACAAAUGCAGAGUUAUCAUUUGUUAAUAUGAGAAAUGAAAUGUUUUAACAGUAAAAAAGCAUUACAGAUGAAAGACCAAAUUUGCAGGGUAUUCUGUGAGAACCACAAAUUAUCUUUCACAACCACUACAGCACAUGAGGGGUAAUUUGCAAACGCCUCAUAGAUUAUUUUCAGCUGUUUAUUGCUGCUGUCGUAUUCAUAGAUUCCCUCGUAAAAAUGUCUUCUCUCGCAGAGCCUUGCUGAGGGUACACUGUGAACGCAAAUCACACCGGGUGCUGAUUGUCUCUGAGCAAACCAUCUAAAAUAGAGCUAGUCCUUUCACCGUAUUCAGUGGGACGGUCUGAGUACAGACUGCUGCCCUUUGCUUUGCCAGAGACCACAAGCUCGCAGGCAGGCGCGGUAGCCGGCCGCAGCGCAGCACGCACAGAGAGAGAACGAAGAAUGUACGCCGCCAUAGGGAUUUUGUUGAAAGAAGAUCUAGAAUCUAAUCUAUAUCUGAAAAGCUUUUACAAUUAAGGCAAAUAUCCCUGACCAUGUAGGAAGAAUCUUACAGAAUUAUAAAAUGCCAAUGGAUAACUGGGUGCUUUAUUUUUCCAUUUUUUCCUUACAGAGACUAACCGGUGAUUCACAUGUGGAUUUUUUCCUAAAGGUUCAUGAAAAUCAAAUCUCAUUGCUCAAGUUAACCAAGUACCCCUGAAACGUCUUUGUCUUAGAUCCUAAAUAUCAAAGGAAGUAGCUAAAUCAACUUCUAAAUUAAUCUAUCUGUAGCACACAUUCAUAUAAUUAAACAAUAACCAUUAGAAACCUGUAACUAAACUUUCUAUUACAGGUCGGGGUAUUACUGUUUCUAGUUUGGUAAAACCCAUCAGUGUAUCCAUUGCUAAAUGCUACUGACAGAAACCUACCAACAAUGACAUUCCAACCUUACAUGGCGUUGCUGGGCUAUGGUUUACAUGCACAACUUCAGGGAACCAUCCUGUUUGCCCUUUUAAUGAAAAUGUUUUUUUAAAUUAAAAAUUGCAAUGUGGUCUUAAAGGAACCCCUGCCCCAUUCAGAGAAGCAGCUUCAUAAUAUACUACUCCUCUUUUAGCUUUUUUUUUCAUUUUUAUUUGUGUAUUUUUAUUGACAUGUAAUAUCUUUUAGAUUCUUGAUUGGACUAUGCAUGCCUGCUUUUUACCCCAACAAUACCUAAUAUUCAUUUGGAUGGACAGGAUGUCACUGGGUUACAAAAGCCCAUCAACAAAAUCCAGAAAAAGAAUCAGAGGACUGGCGAACGCGGAAGGGGCUUGGCGAGCAUUUAGUCUGGGCCUGGAAAAUUUCAGAGCAGCUGCCGUCAGCCUCUCUAUUCACUGCAGACUUUGCUAAUAGAUCAUGGCAAACUUAUCUGCUUAGCCCAGACAAGGCCUCAGAAUUUUUUAAGAAUCUGUUUUCCCACUACUGAUCAACUGGAGUUGACAUAAGAGAUUAAACCCAUUUGCUACCCUGAUAUAGUUCUGUGUUCUUUAUUUACAGAUAGGAAAUAGAAGCAUGGAAAAGGAAAGAAACUUUCUAAAAGUUGUGCACAUAAUUAAUUUCAGGCUUGAUAAAUGUGGUUGUAGGAGCAUCAAGUUAGCAUGCAUAACACAACCUGACCUUCCCUAUUCUUCAUUCAUUCUGCAGUGAGCCACAGUAUCAAGACUAGGAUAUUAUUAUACUAAUUAUUUGGAUAAAGACAAUUAUAGCACCACUAUCAGCAUAUAUUGAGUAUCCAAUUUUGUGCCAUGUAUUUUCCAAGCAUAAUACUUACUUUUCUCUAAGCCUCAUAAUGACAAAAAACAUGUGAGUAUUGUACUACCACAUUAUAGAUAAGAGACAUGAUCAGAGAGCUUGGGUCACGUGCUCAAGGUCACACCACUAGUAAAUGGCAGAGUAGGAAUCUGCAUGCAAGUCUUCCCAAGGCCAAAACCUUGGCACUUUUCAGAAUGUGACAUGUUCAAAGAAGUCAGAAUUGGAAUCCUUUCCUGGCACUGCCAGCACUUGCCUUGAAAUACGGCAGGUAAUAGGAGCCCAACCACCCAACAAUGUGUCACUGCUGGAGCUCUGGUCCCAUCAAAAACAGGGGGACAGCUGAAGCAGCCAAGGUAAAACGGUAGAGUGAGGUUCCUUUCAUUACCUAUGACUGUGCUGGGCUGGAAAGGGCAGGUCAACAAACUCAGUCACACUCUCUUGCAAUUAUUUGAGAAAAUGACAAAAUUAAACUCCAGAUUAAGAUGCUAGCUAUUAGUUGUAUUUCCUCUUGAAAUACUCAUUAAUAUGCAGAAGAGGAAAAGAAUGAUCAGGACCCUAGGAAUUGUGAAUACUGCCCCAAGAUGCGCCAGUCUCUAGGAGGAGCAUCGGCUAUCCAAGGCAGAGACGUGCCUUGACACUGUGGGCAGGCCACGAAGAAGAAAGCAGUAGUCUACCUGCUGACCCUCAUGCUGGCAUUCCUUCCUCUGAGACAGUGGGUUUAAACAAUAAUAAAGAAACCACACUUUCCUGUCACUGUCUUCACCCAUUAGAGACAAACACUCUCAGUAAUGCAGCAUUUGGUAGGUUGAAAAAUGGAAGGGAAGGCAGUGAGUACAAUCUAGGGACUACAGUUUACCUACUGUUUCUUGUGGGGAAUGAAAGCAGCAGACGAGUUUACUUUUUUCGUCCAGGUUAAGCCAUCAGCAGGCAGCAGGAAGCGGCAUCUCCUUACCAGUCCCGCAACACCCCACUGGAUGGCAGACGUCAGGCACUGGACACUUGUCUGGUCCCUUGUGUACCAACUAGCCUUCCAUCUUAGUCCCUCCAAGGAGUACCCUAAAGUCAACAGCAGGGCCACUCGAGGUGUGCAUGAAGAACAAUGCGGAGGCUGUGGCUGAGUGGGAGAGUAGGAGCUGAGGGUAGCCAGGGGUCAAAUCAUGCCGGGCCCUGUCUAUGAGUGGUGGCGGGCAGCUCUCAAGAUGAUGUCCAGUGAUCCCCACCCGCUGGUGCUCUUGCCUUCUCCUUGGUGGUGGGCUGGGCCCAGUGACUCGCUCCUAGCAAACAAAACAUAGCCAAACGGAUAGGACAUCCUUCCAAGAUUAAGUUACAACAAAACUCCGGCUUCUAUCUCACACACUCUCUCUUGCUCAUUCUGACAGGAGUCAACUAGCACAUGGUGAGCCGCCCUGGGCAGGAAAUAAGGGAUGUAUGGGUAGGAAAUACCCAUGGGUAUUUUGGCAUAAUUUGUUACACAGCAACAGAUAGUGAAUACAUGCGCC
Molecule: messenger RNA, 7185 nt
Organism: Microcebus murinus (gray mouse lemur)
Lineage: Eukaryota; Metazoa; Chordata; Mammalia; Primates; Cheirogaleidae
Gene: LRTM1
Product: leucine rich repeat transmembrane protein 1
Biological process (GO): axonogenesis; positive regulation of synapse assembly
Molecular function (GO): protein binding
Source: RefSeq, a predicted model, not a curated record